AUGGCGAGUGAUUACUCAGUUGGCAUUAUUCAUGGGCGGGGUGGAUGGCCAAACGGGACGUCACCUCACAGCAAGGCUGGAGGAUGCGGUAGUGGAGUAUGGGAUGCGGAGAGGGAUAUUCUGGGCUGGGCCAUAGGUCACGGGCUAGAGCAAACCAAGGCAGCAAUGGUGCAUUAUUCGGGCAGCGAGGGUGGAUUGCAGGGUGCGCAAUGCCGUCAUAAGGAUGCAAAGGACUUGGAUGGCGGUGAUAAGAGCGUGGGUGUGGUGACUGUUUUGGCGAGGCAGAUUUGUUGGUGGUGA
This is a messenger RNA of Bipolaris oryzae ATCC 44560, 300 nucleotides long. RefSeq lists its product as uncharacterized. The transcript has a single exon. Bases 1 to 300 code for a protein of 99 amino acids. NCBI's taxonomy places the organism in Eukaryota, Fungi, Ascomycota, Dothideomycetes, Pleosporales, Pleosporaceae. The record is from RefSeq and is a predicted model, not a curated record.